UCUGCGCCUGCGGCAGCCAUCAUUGCAAGAUCGGUCUCCGGAAGCGGCUGAGCUCUCACAACGUCCUCUCUUCCGUCGGUGCCUGUGCCCAAGACGACGAUGGCCUCGUUCAUGCCGAACGGUCAUCUUCGAACCUCCGUCGGCAAGAAGAAGCACUCCUUCCGAAGAAAGCUCCGUCUGCUCUACCAGGUGGCCUUGGAGACGGUAUAUUCCCAUAACCGCGACAUCUCCCAUGGUGGCGUCAAGAAUGCCGGUGUCCGUACCAAGCACAAGGCUGUCUCCACGAACCCGACCAACGCAACGCCCUCGGUCGCCCCAAAGCCCUGGAAAGCGUUCCACCAUCAAGAUCAUCACCUUUGCAAUCACCAUCCUCAAAGGCCCCAACAGCCUCAAGCUAUUGAACUACAGGCGGCCGGGCCAUCAUAUCCUCCAAGAUCGGGCCACAACUCCUUCCGUACAAGCGCCCUAAGCAGAUCAAUCAAUCCUGCGGACAGCCCACCUUCCGUCACGUCGCAGCUGCCUUCGAGCGGCGCAACGUCGGAUACGAUCCUGCAUCAAGUCUAAGCUUAUCGAUACGUGACUCCACCGAGCCAUCGGCCCAGUUGACUUCACUAUCGUGUGCUUCAACAACAACUUCCAGCCAGCCCCCAACUUUGUUAUGAUC
This is a messenger RNA of Polychytrium aggregatum, 664 nucleotides long. RefSeq lists its product as uncharacterized. The transcript has a single exon. Bases 100 to 564 code for a protein of 154 amino acids. The record is from RefSeq and is a predicted model, not a curated record. Lineage: Eukaryota; Fungi; Chytridiomycota; Chytridiomycetes; Polychytriales.